CGAACAUCGUCGGUCACCAUGACUCUGGAAAAAAAUGCUUGCGGUGUUGCCCGCACAAGCAGCCAAACGCUUAUAAAGUUUGUGCAGGACAACGAUGGCUUUUUCACAAACGGAUCCCAAUUGAUAAGCUCCAGCACCGUUUCUCAAGCGACUUACACCUGGACGCCUGUAUUGGAAGUGGCAGCCGUUGCACAGCAGUAUGAGGAAUCUGUGAUCACUGGCGGGGGACAAAAUAUGAACAACAACGUAGUACUUUAUAACCAAAGCGGACAACUGGUUAACACAAUGGCUGAUGUUCAUGCAUCAAGCAACAUAAACUACGGCGGCCUGGCGCACGUGCCACAGACCAUUCAAACUUAUAGUGUCGCAGCAGCCAACGAUAUACAGGAGGAAUAUUUUCACAAUGGCGGAUAUAAUAUCAAUAAUAGUGGUUUAACCUAUAGCCAAAAUGGACAAAACGCUAGCCGCGCAAGCGAUGUUUUCGGAUCAGGAAUCAUAAGCUCGGGCGGUGUGCCGCACGUGCCCGUCCUUCCGGCCGCAUAUUUCAGUAAUGGCGGACAACAAGUUAACAAUGGCGGAAACUUGGCCGCAAAUUGUGUCAACCAAAAUAAUAAUGUGAUGCAGCAGAACGCCUGCAGUUUGACUAUUCCUGCUACUGUGGAAGGAGCAGGAGCACCCAUUGCCGUAUCGGUGACUGGCAAGUCCUUAACAUACGUUGGACAAAAUCGUGCCGCAGUGGCUGUUUAUAAGCGCGAGGAUGCGGUGAACGUUUUACAUGCUGCCAACGCUGAUAGCUCCGUGGGAUCAGCUGCUUCGACUGUGGAGGAUGGGGCCAUUAAUGAAGCGUCCGACGAGCCCACCGACUUAACCACCGAACCGAUGGCCUUCCUUCAGGGACUAAACUCGGGAAAUCUGAUGCAGUUUAGCCAGCAAUCCGUGCUGCGCGAGAUGAUACUGCAGGAUCUACAAUGCCAAAGCAAUAGUUUGCCCAAACUGGAAAGCCACAAUAUUGGUGGCUACAAUUUCAGCAUGGAUUUGAAGGAGCCUCCCAAGUCGCACUGGGUGUACUCGGAUCUAUUGAACAAGCUCUACAUACGCAUGGAGAAGACAUUCAAUGUAGACGUGCAGUUCAAGUCAAUAAUGCCCAUACAGCCGCUAAAUCUGCGAGUCUUUCUUUGCUUUAAUAAAGACGUCAGCGGUGCUGUGCUGCGCUGUCAGAAUCACUUGAGCACAGAGCCAGUUACCCAUCACAAUUUCAAGAUGCGCGAGAGUUUGCUGCGUUGCGAGAAUCCACGCACCACGUACUGUGGAUCGGCUCAGGGCAAGGGCAUUUCUGAAAGGUAUUCGGUGCUGGUGCCGUUGAAUUUGAGCCGUUCUGGGAGUCGCAACGGCGGCUUAAUACGCCAGACGCUCGCCUUUAAGUUUGUCUGCCAGAACUCGUGCUUGGGCAGGAAGGAAACAAGCUUGAUCUUUUGUCUGGAGAACUCGAGCGGCGAUAUUUUGGCACAGAAUUUUAUAGGAGUCAAAAUCUGCACGUGCCCUAAAAGAGAUUGCACUCAAGAUGUACGCCAUUUUCGAGGGGCAAAUGAGAAGAAACGCAAAUCGUUGGCCACAUCAGAUAAUGAGGAUGAUAACGACGUGAUGCCUGCGAAAAUACGUCGCCGUACCGUGUCGUGCAAGCAAGAAACCGAGAGCAAUGACGGCCACGAUGCGGACUACCUGCCCAACGAUUGGGAGGUUUCGCGCACCUUUGACGGUCAAUAUCGCCUUGCCAUAACGUGCCCCAAAAAGGAAUGGCUGCUUCAGAACAUCGAGGGCAUGAUCAAGGAGUCGGCUGCUGAAGUGCUGCGCAGUCCGACCAAACCCAAUCUUCGUCAUUAUGCCAACAAUUUGUUGAACCUGAAAAAACGUGCCUUAGAUCUGCUAUGACCUGGAGCCUAGCUAAUGAAAGUCUGACAAUGGUCCAAGCGGAUAACCUACUGAGUAUUUAAUUAUUAUUAAAACCCACAUGCUAGGAAGAUGUGGAUCUGCUUAGAGUUCAGGGAAAGAGUACAAGUGUUACAGAAGAAAAUAUAGUUUAUAGUUUUAUACAGACAUGCAACAUGUACAAACUGUUGGGCAACCCAAAAGCCAAUUAAUGUGAAUUAAAAAUGACUUGAGUUUA
Molecule: messenger RNA, 2164 nt
Organism: Drosophila persimilis
Lineage: Eukaryota; Metazoa; Arthropoda; Insecta; Diptera; Drosophilidae
Gene: p53
Product: cellular tumor antigen p53
Exons: 9
Coding region: 19-1929 (636 amino acids)
Biological process (GO): apoptotic process; regulation of transcription by RNA polymerase II
Cellular component (GO): nucleus
Molecular function (GO): RNA polymerase II cis-regulatory region sequence-specific DNA binding; DNA-binding transcription factor activity, RNA polymerase II-specific
Source: RefSeq, a predicted model, not a curated record